AUGGGUCCGUUUCUUACAAUAUGCGCCUACUCAUUGGCCAUGGCGAUCAGCUCUUUUGUGGCUGGAAUACCGCCACUUUUAUUUGAGCUUCCACCUGAAAAAAUGGAACACUUGUCGACACUUAGUAUGGGAAUUCUAGUUUCUGCAGCACAAGUGCUUAUUAUUCCCGAAGGUAUAAAGCACUCGCCCGAGGGAAGUCCAAUUGGGUUGUUUCUUAUUGCCGGAUUUAUAACGUUGUUUACCAUCGAUAGACUUUCGGACAUCGCUCGUUCCAGUAAGAGAAACUCAAAUGGAUACAGCAAAAUGAAUUAUAAUAUAGAAGAAGGACAAGGUUCCCCAAUUGAUCCGAAUUUGGAAAUUGACUCAUUAUCAGAGCGAGGGAUUUCAGACUCGCAUGGUGCUUCGUCAGAUGGAAACACUGAUGAUGAUUCACGUAUCACGACUUCUGAUGCUGACCUUGAUAGUAUUAUGAAUGAUGGAGUACAGCCAUCAACUACGGCAACGGAAGAAGAAGAUUAUAGUAUACGGCAGAUCUUGGAAUCUUCUGGUACACUCAAGGGAAUGUGGAAUUUAAAAGGCAGUACUAGUUUGAGAAAGCUUCUCUUCAAGGGAUUUGUAUCAGCAUUUCAGAACACAGAUACGUUAGGAUUGCUCAUUCAUUGUAUUACAGAUGGAAUAGCUCUUGCAUCAUCUUUAAUGGCAUCCAACGAAUCGCCAACUGUGCAAUCAAUUUUCGUUAUCGUGGCUAUUUUCCUUCACAAACUUCCUACAGCGUUUGCUUUAGUCGCCUUACUAAUUAGAGAUGGUUUGCCUAGAAUAUUUGUCCUUUGUCAUCUUAUCUGUUUUUCGUUGGCUGCUCCACUUGGCGCUCUUAUCACAUACAUGGUGAUCGUGCUAUUUGUAGACGAAAGUUUGGAAGGCCUUAGUGGACUUCUUCUUACAUUUUCCGGCGGCUCUUUUCUAUAUGUAGGAUUUCAUGCUCUUCAAAAAAUGACAUAUAGUGAGCCAGAGGCAGGGACAGGUAUAAUGGUACCAAAGUCAAGAAAGAGGAUGUUCAUUGAUUAUUUUGUGUGCUUAUGUGGAAUGCUCCUUCCGGUCUUUGUUGCUUUUCUACAGGAAGACUAA
Molecule: messenger RNA, 1125 nt
Organism: Brettanomyces bruxellensis
Lineage: Eukaryota; Fungi; Ascomycota; Pichiomycetes; Pichiales; Pichiaceae
Exons: 1
Coding region: 1-1125 (374 amino acids)
Biological process (GO): transmembrane transport; zinc ion transport
Cellular component (GO): membrane
Molecular function (GO): metal ion transmembrane transporter activity
Source: RefSeq, a predicted model, not a curated record